AAUCUAAACUUCUAAACACGGCCUGACGGCCACCUGCCAAAUUAUUCCAGUUUUGUAAGUUAGUAGACAAUGAUCAAUUCGUGUCCCGUUUGAACAAAGUACAUAAUUUACAAUGGAUUGGGUUAUAUCGGACGAAUUAUCCUUAACAGUAGGAACUGUUGUUGGUUGGAUAAGUGCCGGGGCUAUGAUAGUUGGGGGUGUCAUACCGUACAUUCCCCAAUACAGACAAAUACGAAAAACUAAAGAUGCAGAAGGUUUCUCGUUGUUAGUGUGUUUAGCUUUAUUAGUAGCUAAUACUUUAAGAAUAAUGUUUUGGUUUGGUAGGCAUUUUGAAUAUCCACUGUUAGUUCAAAGUAUGAUUAUGAAUGUCACUAUGUUUUUAAUGAUCCACUUGUGUGUACGGGUUAGAAAUAGAAAUCAGCUACUUCAGGCAAGACAAAGAAUAUUUACAGAUUUCGACGCGAAGUAUUUCUGGAACUGGACUGAUUUUCAAUCGUACCUGGACUGUAUUUUGAUAUUUACCAUAGCAACUUCAUUGUUGAUGUAUAUAUUUAUAGACUAUAUAAUCUUUGUUGAGACCGUUGGGUUUCUGGCGUUAUUUACGGAGGCGAUGUUAGGAACGCCCCAACUCAUGAAGAAUUACAGGAACAAAUCCACAGAAGGCAUGAGUAUAAGCAUGGUGGUGAUGUGGACGUGCGGUGAUAUAUUCAAGACUACAUAUUUUUUAUUGCGCGACGCUCCCGUGCAAUUUUGGGUGUGUGGUUCAAUACAAGUGACCGUGGACUUACUAAUAUUAUUCCAAGUAUGCCUUUACCGAGGGAAUGUGGAAUCGGCGCGGUCGAUACCCCAUCGUCUUGAUUGAGUAGUUAUUAUCUGGACCCAGGACGAGAAACAUCGCAAAGAAGUCAAAAGUGCCGAGGUAGCGAUCGUUAACGAGAAAAAAGUGGAUAAAAACAUUAAUAACGGUAAUACCGAGACUGAAAACAGUGAUCCUUUAAAACGCAGCGAUUCCAGCUGUAAUUCUAUUAGUAAUAAAGAUGCAGAAAAUAAUUGUAUCACCAGCGUUGAGGUGCAUACAGAAAACUGUUAUAAAUCUAGCAAGGCUGUUAGUAGAGAUAGUGAUGUAGAUAUUGUUAAUAAUGUAGAAAAGUUGACGGUAAAUGGUGUCAAAAAAACAACCACACAACACAUUCAGCACGUCUCUUACAAAGAACGCGCGAAAAACAAAGUUAAUAGACUCAUCCAUAGGCAUACGUUAUGACAUCUACUAAUUAUGGCUUCCAAACGAAACUUUAUGAAAUUUAUGCUUCCUUUUUAACUUUCUUCCCUUUGAAGCUACUUUCAAUUUUAAAUGGUAUUAAGUGACAGCCUGCAUUAUGUACGUUUAUUUUAAAAUGAUUUUUUAAACCGGCAACGAUAUGAAACUGAGAAAAAACUUGUUAUAAUAUACAGUCUUAGUCAAACUU
Molecule: messenger RNA, 1466 nt
Organism: Diabrotica balteata
Lineage: Eukaryota; Metazoa; Arthropoda; Insecta; Coleoptera; Chrysomelidae
Source: the annotation of a GenBank genome assembly